UGACACCAUCACAAUUGUUAAUUAUUUGGUAAACUGUGACUUCCUUGCAACAGAUGAGUUGUUAGUGACCCUUGUUCCUGUGUCCAUGACUAAUGUGUUAUCUGGACUGUUCUGGGAAAAAAAAAAAAAAAAAUCCGUGGACACUGUUGGUCUGAGUUGGGAACAGAAUGGCUGAGACAGAAGCAUUUUUAGCCGAUGGCAAUCAGGAGUUACUUCCCUGUGAAGUCUGUGGAAGACGCUUUGCAGCAGAUGUUCUGGAAAGACAUGGACCAAUAUGUAGGAAACUCUUCAACAAAAAGCGUAAACCUUUCAAUUCCCUGAAACAAAGAUUACAGGGCACUGACAUUCUCAUUGUGAGAACAGCUCCUCAGUCCAAGCAUCAACCUGUGAGGAGAUCUAACUGGAGACAACAGCAUGAAGAUUUCAUUAAUGCAAUCCGUUCAGCCAAGCAGUCUACACUAGCCGUUAAAGAAGGCCGACCUCUCCCACCUCCACCUCCUCCAUCCAUCAACCCAGAUUAUAUUCAGUGCCCAUACUGUAUGAGGAGGUUUAAUGAAACCGCAGCCAGUCAGCAUAUUAAUUUCUGCAAGGAUCAGUCUUCUCGCCGAGUCUUUGAUCCAGCCCAGACAGCAGCCAAAAUGGCAUCCAGGGUGCAGGCUAGGGCUCAGAUGAGUCCCAAAAAAGAGCCAACUGUAACCAGUGCCGUGAGAGUGUUGCUGCAGAACAGGGCCCUGGGAUCCCCGACUGUGGUCCCAGCUAGGCCAGGAUUAGCAGUGGACCCUGCUUCUGGAGCAAAACUCAGACAAGGAUUUACUAAAUCUUCUAAAAAAGAUUAACUCCUAGAGGCCAGACGGUCUCCCCUUAUCAGCCUGCGUGGCUGUGUACCCAGGAAUGCCACCUAAGGGGGGGGGAAGGCAGACAGCUGUUCCAUAAGCCCACGAUUCUUCUUGAGACGUCAUGUAGAACAAGUAAAAACUAGAUUCAGAUUUUCUUCUUCUUUACUCCCUUUAAAAUUUUCAAAACAGUAUCAUUAAACAACAUAUCAGCCUGCGUGAAAGUG
Molecule: messenger RNA, 1060 nt
Organism: Herpailurus yagouaroundi (jaguarundi)
Lineage: Eukaryota; Metazoa; Chordata; Mammalia; Carnivora; Felidae
Gene: ZC2HC1B
Product: zinc finger C2HC-type containing 1B
Exons: 8
Coding region: 168-836 (222 amino acids)
Source: RefSeq, a predicted model, not a curated record